UUAAAGACACAACAGAAGAAGUUCAUCUUAAAAGAAAACGUUUUGAUGCAGUUGGGAUUUCUGCUUACUAAAAACCUAAAUCUGACCGAAGUGCUGAAUAUGGAGGACUUGGACCAACACCUGGAGUCUCAGAAGGACCUGGAGGAGGACAGCGACGACUCCGACCGCAGCUCUAGGAAAGGGCAAAACUCCACGCUUCCUUUGGUGAAACGCUUGUUUGAAGAGUCCUGCAACGAAACUGGCUUUCUUGAGUCGUGCAGAAUGUGCUUGGAGCAAAUCAGAGAAGCCAUGCUGCAUCACAGAUGGCAGGAAGCAGCAGAGUACAUGGCAUGCUACCCUCAAAUCCUUGAGAAUAAAAUGAAAGGCGCAGCACAUCGAGAGCUCGUUUGGCGAAUCAGCACCGAGAUCCUUCACCACCAUCCCAACUCAACGAUGAACGACUACAACCUCAUCUAUGAACGGAUGAAACACUCCGGUAUCAAACUUUACCUGGUGAUUUGCCUGGAGCAUUCCUUCCACCUGAUGCUCCACGGUCAGAUUGAAGAUGCGAAGAAGCAGCUGUCUGUCGCAGAAAGCUGGAGAUACGGGAAGGUUUCGGCCGCUCAGCAUCAGACGAGUAAACUGAUCCAAGUCUACAGGAGCUUGUUGGAUUAUAUGAUCUGGUGCGACAAAAAGUCAAUCGAUGACAACUACUCUUCCCACUCAGACAACCAAAGCACCAACAACUACUUCCGACAAGCUUCUGUGAAUCUUCAAGAGGUUUUAAAAAACCCAGGAGUCUGGGAUCCCUUCAUUUUGUGCUACGUUGAGAUGCUGGAGUUUUAUGGGGAUCACGAGGAGGCCCUUAAAGUCCUGAAUGACUACGCGUAUGACACAAGUUUUCCACCCAAUCCCAAUGCACACGUGUAUUUAUAUCAGUAUUUCAAGAGGCACAAUGCUCCAAAGAAGAAACUGAUUAAAGUCUUAAAGAACAUCCAGGUUUUAGUUCCAAGCCAUGAGUUGAUGCUUGAGUACAGCUCCAUCCUGCGCCAGUCUGUGAAAGCAAGUGGGGCUCAGAAAGCUUUAGGAAUCCUUCUGGACAUGCUCGACUUUGCCUGCUGGAGGAGCAGCCUGGACGUGUGGAAGCGUUUGCAGGCCGUUAUUCAGGACCUGCAGUUACAGGACGACUGGGAGAACGUUGUCAGCAAACAUAUGGAGGCGAGAAAAGACUGGUGGCCUGCGCUGCAUUUUACAAGCUUCCACGCCACCAAAGACUCCGAGGAGAGCCCUGAACUGUUGGAAGUGAAGGCAUCGCUUACAAGAAUCCUCUGCCCAGAUCGAGCUCUGAGAUACAGCACCGAGCGGUUAACGCCCUGA
Molecule: messenger RNA, 1356 nt
Organism: Nematolebias whitei (Rio pearlfish)
Lineage: Eukaryota; Metazoa; Chordata; Actinopteri; Cyprinodontiformes; Rivulidae
Gene: taf1a
Product: TATA box binding protein (TBP)-associated factor, RNA polymerase I, A
Exons: 11
Coding region: 46-1356 (436 amino acids)
Biological process (GO): transcription by RNA polymerase I
Cellular component (GO): RNA polymerase I transcription regulator complex
Source: RefSeq, a predicted model, not a curated record